CUCUGGCCCUAGACAAUUUAUCUUUGGGCUGCUGGUGGUCCGAGCCGAGGAGAUGCCGCGUUCCGGACGAUUGUUCCUAGGCCCUGGUCACUGGUCAGCGGGCUGCUCGGAGACUCUUUCAGCUUCUAGCUAAGGCUAAGACGCCUCGUCUUCCAUCGCCAAUCCCAUCCAACUCUCCAUCAUCCAGAUAACGACUCAUGCAGCAUCCUAGGCUCGAGAUGUUCUCGCCUUGGCUUUACGACGACGACAACACAUCCGUGCAGAACACCUCGAACCUCCAAACGUGGGGGAUCAAGGGCUCAGCAGGCCAAAAAGUUGGCCGGGAUCAUCUGUUGAUAGGCCCAUGCAGAAUCUCCCGUGGUUUGCACGGACCAUGUGUUCUCGACUACGCCUCGCAAUUAGGCAGAGGUGUCCAAUGACAAAAUUUUGCAAUGCAAUAAUGUGAACGAACCCUGCACAUCAUCGUACCACUCCGGAACCCCCUAAUGGCAUUGGUCGACACUUGGGCGUUGUUCGUUCAGUCACUGGCAGACACGUGGAAGCAUUCCUUGGGCAAUCGAUUGAACAACUGCCACCUCCAUGUGAUUGUGAAUGAGAGAGUCAGAGGACCUCUCUUGAGACUGGUCCAAGAUAUAGGUCAAUCCCUCUGCAUCAGCCGCUCUCUCCUCGAAACAGCUUAUCCACUGACAAUGACCCGGGCUGUGCUCUAUGUCCCCCAAAGUCCCUAACUACAGAUUUUCCCGGCAUCUGGACCGCGAGAUAUCGACCACUGAGUCUUAUGUGGACAAGAUCUUUCGCCCUGUCCGUUCAAUCAGGAAUAAGAAAGAGAAGAUCCCGGUCCGCCCAGCCUCCAUGUCCGAGUCAGGCAUGCACGCAGUGACAAAUGGGAAGGCAGAGAAGGUGUCUGAUGGGCUGCCGAACGGGACCGAAACCAAUGACCUGGAGAGCGUCCAAAUUGACAGCGUGGAUUCUGGUCGUUUCAACACCGAGUUGCAUGUCCAGGUGCAAACCAUCAAUCAGAGCAUGAAUGUCACCCAGACCGCGGUGGCUAAACUCACCGAGAUGGUCGAUAAAUACGGAGAAAUGGUCAAGACCGUGGAGGAACGAUACAGCGCAGGGCAGGAUCUUGAGGAGCAGCUUCAAGACGAGAAAAAUCUGAACGAAACGUUAGUGACGCAGAUGGAGAAGCUCCGGCAGGGGCAUAGAGUGCAGCUACGUAACUUGGGCGUACAACAUGAGAAGCAGCUCUCUCGACUGAAGUCACAGGCAGAAUCAGGAAAGGCGGAGAGGGAGAAGUAUGAGAAAAUGAUAGAAGCCCUGAAGAAGGAGCAAGAGACUGCCAUGCUGAAGUCGCAAAGAGACCUUGAGAUGAAAAGAGAUCAGUUGGAGAAGGACAACGAGGAGAAGAUCACCAGGCUAGAGGCCGCCGCAAAAGGGCUUGAGGAAGAGCGGACAAAACUGAAACGAGAGCUCGAAGACAUGACCAAGCUGCGGGACUUGGAAAUACAGACUCACGAAACGAUGCAGGGCAAGGCCGACGCAAAAAUCCAGGACCUCGAACAGGCGCUCACCGCCGUGAAGGCCAAGUAUGAAGUCGAAAGGCAACCCGAUGAACACUACACGGAACGAUACAAAGGUCUGGUAGACUCAGUGGCUUCAAUUGCGGACGAAUACUUCUCCGAGCUACCGGAAGAAGCAGAGGAGGAUCCUGCCGGAAUACAUAAACAACUCAAAAAGAAACGGAGCACUUUUGACGUGGUCCCAAUCACCGAUUCGCCAUGUGCACGAGUUCUUCGGCUCGCCUUUGUGCAGAACAUCAUCUUCAACGCCAUCCGUGACACCGUGUGGCCGCCCUUUUUCUCCCGGCACCUCUGGAAGAACAAAAAAGACAGAUCGCUCAUCCACGAGAUAUAUCUACGCCUGAGUGCCGACGGCGAAGAGAUCCAAAACGACUGGAGAGUAUCCACUGUGAAGGUUCUGGAUCGGCUUGACAACGGGGUGGACGUCGGAGACAAGAUUGGAGUCGCGAUUGACCUGAAUGUCAUCCAGAUUCUCGAGCCGUUGCUGGGAGAAAAGAAUAAGGUCGAUUUCCGGUCCGAGCUGAAGAAGAUCUUCACCACGGCAAUGGAGCUGGGCCAAGAAUCAUGGCGCGAUCGAUCCCCGGUCUCCUUCGACUUCAGUCCCUCCGUGGACGGCGGCAAGGGGUGGAAGGAGUUCAGCGAAGGCCUCGACCUCGAGGACGCGCCCAACCCGUCUCUAGGGGUCUGCAGAGAAAGCGCCUUCGAACCGCUCUGUGUGAGUCCCCGACUGUACCGCAAGCGCGACACCGCGACGGUGACCCCAGAUCAAGGGGAAGAGCUGGUGCACCCGGGCGUCGCAUUGUUCCCCAAGACCGGCAUCUUCCAACAGGGCUUGCUGGAAUGGCAGGUACUCAGGCAGGCAGAGAGGGAGUACCGGAAGGCCUACAACGGCAACGGCAAAGCGAGGAGGGCGAGCAUCGCUUCGACCACCAAUGGCUUUAGCCCGGCACCGCCGCCACUCGACCAGAUGAGGCCGUCCAAGACGUGGGCGUCUCAUACGAGCACCGAGUACGAUUGAGGGGGAGGCAGUGGAAGUGGACACUGGAGAUGUACGGCAAUAGUGGUGAUGAUUGAGAUUGACCUACAUAGGCGACUAAUCCCGGACUCGAGUAUGCGAAGGAGGUAAAUAGGCAGGCCUGGCUGGUAAAAAGGUAAUUCUGAACACCGUUUCCUCCCUGUUUCUGGGAUCAGUAUCUAUAGU
Messenger RNA from Cladophialophora immunda, 2781 nucleotides. RefSeq lists its product as uncharacterized. The record is from RefSeq and is a predicted model, not a curated record. The coding region runs from base 709 to 2598 and encodes 629 amino acids. Lineage: Eukaryota; Fungi; Ascomycota; Eurotiomycetes; Chaetothyriales; Herpotrichiellaceae. The transcript has 4 exons.